This is a messenger RNA of Drosophila ananassae, 1277 nucleotides long. It is a transcript of the gene Vps29, whose product is annotated as vacuolar protein sorting-associated protein 29. Bases 107 to 655 code for a protein of 182 amino acids. Gene Ontology annotation, biological process: intracellular protein transport; retrograde transport, endosome to Golgi. The record is from RefSeq and is a predicted model, not a curated record. NCBI's taxonomy places the organism in Eukaryota, Metazoa, Arthropoda, Insecta, Diptera, Drosophilidae. The transcript has a single exon. Gene Ontology annotation, cellular component: endosome; retromer complex.
AUACCGAUUUGUAACAGCUGCAUUGGUGUCACCACUAGCCAUUGGGAUUUCCAGGGCGUUUCAUAGUUUUUUGAAAAAAACAAAACAAAGCACCACCAAGGACACAAUGCUCGUUCUGGUACUCGGGGACCUGCACAUUCCGCACCGCUGCAGCAGCCUGCCGGCCAAGUUCAAGAAGCUGCUGGUGCCCGGCCGCAUUCACCACAUCCUGGCCACCGGCAACAUUUGCACCAAGGAAUCGUACGAUUAUCUCAAAUCCCUGGCCAACGACGUGCACAUAGUGCGCGGCGACUUCGAUGAGAACCUCAGCUACCCGGAGCAGAAGGUGGUGACGGUGGGCCAGUUCCGGAUCGGUCUGUGCCAUGGCCAUCAGGUUGUGCCCCGCGGUGAUCCCGAGGCGUUGGCCCUCAUCCAGCGGCAACUGGACGUGGACAUCUUGAUAACUGGUCACACGUACAAGUUCGAGGCGUACGAGCAUGGUAAUAAGUUCUACAUCAAUCCGGGAUCAGCCACGGGAGCCUUCAACCCAUUGGACACGAAUGUGGUGCCGUCGUUUGUUCUCAUGGACAUCCAGAGCACCACGGUGGUCACAUACGUGUACCAACUGAUCGGUGACGAGGUCAAAGUGGAGCGGAUCGAGUACAAGAAGAUCUAGGCCUAGUAUUAGCCAGGAGCUUAGCCAUUCCUCCUCCUCCAAUCAACUCCUAAGACCCAAGAUCCCCAUCCCCAAUCUCUAUCUCAUUCUGAGCCUGGCUUUAUUCAAGAAAUUGUAAAUGUACGUAGCAAUUAAAGUCGUUCUCAUUUUUUUAUCUGAUAAAAAGUGCUGAAAUUGUAUUAAAAUAGUAAAAUAAAAUAAUGACCGAUGAAGGAUUUAGUUAAUCCAACUUUUAUCUGAUAAAAAAUGUUUAAAUUUUUAUUUAAAUAGAAAUAUAAAAAGGAGUUGCUUCUGAUGAUCGAGUGAAGAGUCUGCUUAAAAAAAGUUUCGAAUUUCGUGCUCAGGUUCGUUACACACUCUCGACAUAAAUACAUUGGGUUCAGUUUUGUUUUUGAUUUCAUCGCUUUUCCAUCGAAAUAAAUUAUAUAAAUACUUUCUAGCCACUAGCCAGGAUAGCGUGGUUUGGCAACAUCCUCAUUACAAUCGCUACUACUCGGGUACGAAAAGUUUGAUCUCAAAAUAUCUGAAUUACGAAAACUUUGCGCUUAAGCCUAAAUACAAUUACGAUUGCUGACUGACUGACUAACUGGCUAAUGCUGCUACAGAUGUUAAUGUUAGUUGG